This is a messenger RNA of Peromyscus leucopus (white-footed mouse), 1206 nucleotides long. RefSeq names its product transmembrane protein 131-like. The coding region runs from base 1 to 1206 and encodes 401 amino acids. The transcript is spliced from 7 exons. The record is from RefSeq and is a predicted model, not a curated record. Lineage: Eukaryota; Metazoa; Chordata; Mammalia; Rodentia; Cricetidae.
AUGGCAGUCUGGUGCCUGCACCUGCUGAAGUUCAGAGGCCCAGAGGCUGGACUACAAGAACCUCCCGAGGAGGAAGAAGAGGAGGAAGAAGAAGAAGAAAUAGGGGAGAAGGGGGAUGAGGAAGAUGCCUCCUCUGCCAGCGAGGAGGAGAUGGACUCCAGCAGCCCUCAGCCCGGCUCCCCUACAGGCCAUCGCCGCUACUCCCUGGGUGUGCUGCGAAACAUGAGGUCUGAGCUGGCUUGGUGCCCGGCGCCGGCUCUCGGAGAGCAGACUGGCCACGUGUCCUCGUGCGCCCUUCUCUGCACCAAUAUCGAAAAUAACUAUUUUGAAGAGUCCAGAUUAAAAUGUCACAUUCACGGGACCUUUUGUUCAUUUCCAGCCACUGACAGUCUUUACAAGCUGUCUCUGCAAACCCUCAAUGCGGACAUUUUCUUAAAACACCACCAGACCUCACCAACAGCGGCCUCCUCUCCAUCUCCGCCCACCGCUCCCUGCCCGUUCACGUCCCGUGGCAGCUACAGCAGCAUUGUCAACAGCUCCAGCAGUGACACGAAGGCAAAGCAGCCCAGUGGAAGCAAAAGCAAGCUGACGAAGGCAGCCUCUCUCCCAGGCAAGAACGGCAACCCUACCUUUGCUGCAGUCACCGCAGGCUACGACAAGAGCCCGGGAGGAAACGGCUUUGCUAAAAUUUCUUCAAGCAAAUCAGAUUUUCCCAGCAGCCUUGGCAUGUCACACAUCCCUGUGGACAGUGAUGGCUCAGACAGCUCGGGUUUGUGGAGUCCUGUCAGCAAUCCAAGCAGCCCUGACUUCACCCCCCUCAAUUCGUUCUCGGCCUUUGGCAAUUCUUUUAAUCUAACAGGUGUUUUCAGCAAACUCGGGCUGCCGAGAUCCUGCAGUCAGUCAUCCCAGAGAAGUUGGAAUGAGUUCAGCAGUGGCCCCUCCUACCUUUGGGACUCUCCAGCGACAGACCCCAGCCCUUCCUGGCCAGCCAGUUCCAGCUCACCAACCCACACAGCCACUGUGAGUACUCCAGCCCCAGCCUCUUCGUCAUUACCGUGUUGCCCUUGGACUGUGGUUACAGUCACAGCAGCAAAGCACGCCUCUUCCUCCGGGGAGCUAGAGCACAGGUGUGAUGUGACCCGGCUGGCAGAGGCUCCAGCGGCCAGCCGGCCGCUCCUCCCUCCACGGCAAGCUGGGAAGUUCUGA